ACGCCUGAGGCCGGCACCGCCCGGGUCACGCUCGCUGAAUGUAUUCUGAUUCCCUGGCUGGCACAGGUCGCUGUAGGGUCGUGUGCGUGAGUCUCCGGGAUGGUAAUAUUGUCAGAGUUUGGAGCUACACAUUACCCAGCCAACAUUAUUUACAGGACAGACUGCAUCCCGGUGUUUGGCCAAGGCUCUCCGAGACCAGCCGGAGGGUACUUAUAGAGAACUCUGAUAGAGCAUGGUGGCAGUAUACAUCGGACUGCGGAGGGGAUACACCAACUGAGAAACAUGAAGCCGUUCCUGCUGCUGGUUGUGUUGCUGGUCGUCGCCUGUCUCUUCACUGUCGUCUCUGCCGGCACCCGAGCGCUGCACGUCCGACCGAGGGACAACGCCGAGCGCUACAAAACCCACAGCUUCGCCUACGGCGUGAGCCACGGCGCCACCCACUUCCAGCAGGAGCAGAGGGGCAACGAGGAGGGUGACCAGGAGGGCACCUACCGCGUGGCGCUGCCGGACGGACGCGUACAGACGGUGCGGUACCUGGCAGAUCACCAGGAUGGCUUUAAAGCCGAGGUGACGUUCGAGGGCGAGGCAAAGUACCCUCCCCCAUCCCACUACGGUGAACAGAUCAGUGACUCCGAUGGCGAGUCAGACUCUGAUGAUGACUCGGACUCGGACUCCGAUGAGUCGGGUGAUGACUCGGCUGAUAGCUCUGAUGAAGACUCUGAUGAUGACUCUGAGGAUGACUCUGAGGACGAAGCUGGCGAAGCAGACCCUAAUGAAGUCAGUGGAUUUGCCGGUCGUCUUUCGAAAACACCCCGAUACGGCUACGUUCCUGUCUAUGCCUACCGUCCGAUCGGUAGCAAGCGAACGCCUGGCUAUUCGAGGAAGCAGAGCUAUGGAAACAAGUAGACAUUUUAGCCGGUUUUAUCAUUGUGUGCACGGUGCCUACUGCCAUCUUCACAGUAUCUGCUAGUUGUAUCGUCAGUGGUGUUUUG
Messenger RNA from Amphibalanus amphitrite, 992 nucleotides. Its product is annotated as serine-aspartate repeat-containing protein C-like. The coding region runs from base 283 to 906 and encodes 207 amino acids. Gene Ontology annotation, cellular component: extracellular matrix. NCBI's taxonomy places the organism in Eukaryota, Metazoa, Arthropoda, Thecostraca, Balanomorpha, Balanidae. The record is from RefSeq and is a predicted model, not a curated record. The transcript is spliced from 3 exons.